Messenger RNA from Epinephelus lanceolatus (giant grouper), 9782 nucleotides. It is a transcript of the gene apba1a, whose product is annotated as amyloid beta (A4) precursor protein-binding, family A, member 1a. Gene Ontology annotation, biological process: chemical synaptic transmission. The record is from RefSeq and is a predicted model, not a curated record. Gene Ontology annotation, molecular function: protein binding; amyloid-beta binding. NCBI's taxonomy places the organism in Eukaryota, Metazoa, Chordata, Actinopteri, Perciformes, Serranidae. Gene Ontology annotation, cellular component: cytoplasm; plasma membrane; dendritic spine.
UAGGCUAUUAAACGAUUCUAGUAUAAGGCUGCAACUCAACAACAUGCGAAAAAAGUGGAGGAGAAUCCUUUCAGAAUGCUGUUUAUAUUUAUUUUUCUCUCUGGUUUUAAAGGAUUAUUUCAUAAUGUCAGGUUCAUGCUAUGUAUUUUUAUUUUUAUUUUUUUAAAUCACAUGGGUUUCCAUAUUUCUGAAGCUCCUCAAUCCCGACAUGAAUUCAAAGUGCUGCAAACUGCUCUAGUGCACGUCUUCAACAGUCCAACAGUGGACAGGCUGUUUGUUGUGUCCUAUGAUGAUGUGACGGUGGCGGUGGGAGGAGGGAGGGGCUGGGAGGCUGGCGAACACACUCACACACAUUCACUCACUCACACACACACACGCACGCACGCACGCACACAGACAGCAGCCGCUACAGGGAAGAUGGAGGAUGGUGUGGCAGCGGCGGAGCGGACCUCCAGCCUGCAGCAACAUCGCUGCUGAAAGCAGUGUGUACUUCAGGAAAAAAAAACUACUGCUGUCAGCGGACACCUAAUAACAUAAGACUCUUCCCAGCAGCCUUUGCCCUCACCUCACAGAGGAGGAGCCUGCUGAUGACGGACUACUAAAACUCUCUCUGACACAGUUCAAACAACCAGAAUCAGACAGCCAUGAACCCCCAAGAGACAGAGCUUGGCCAGGAGGUUAUGGAGGAGACUGAUGCCCCUCCUCGACAUCGCCACAACAACCACAACAGCCGCUCCCGUAACCACAGCAACCAGGAAAAGCGCUACAGACGCUGUGAAGCCCCUGCUGGAGGAAGUUCUGGGAGCAGAGCCAGGGUGCCACAGCCACGCCAGCCACAGGAGGAGCAAGACAUGGAGCUGCAGCAUGGAGCUCAGUCUUCACAGCCCCAGCAGCCCCAGCAGCCCCAGCCCAUUCCCCGACCCGCAGUCACACGUUAUCGCCGACAGGGGGACAGCGAGGCCCGGAUCAGAGCCCAGCAGCAGAGGCACAGACAGAGGCAGCAGAGAGAGGCAGAGAGAGCACAACAUUUAGCACAACAACAGGAGAAGCAGCAACACGCAGAGAUGACCCAAGAAGAUGAAAGAGAGAGGGACGAUUCAGUGCUCGCCCGUUCAGCGAGCACCGAGAGCGGCUUCCACACCCAUACUGACCGGGCUGAGGGGGACGAUGGUCUGGUGAUGAUGUCUCUGGAGCCUGAGGGGCAACCAGAAGCAGAGGACGAGGCUGGGAACUACGGAGUCCAGCUACGGCCGGAGGCGGAGGGGUACACUGAGAGUGCGGAGGCUGAACAACAACAUCUCCAUUCACAGCCUGCCUAUCCUCCUCAGCCCCCGCCACUGCCACGUGAACCUCUGCCUGAUAUCCAGAAUCCACAGAGACAAGAUGAAGCAGAGGAGAUGCUGAAUGCUGGCUACUCAAACUAUGUCUACACCCAGCCCCUCAGCCACUCUGGAGGAAGGGCCAACAUCUCGACUGGUCAGAGCUUGGAUAGUUUAGAUGCUGUCCUUGCGGAUGAAGCCUACUCUGAGCCAUAUGACAUUUACUCACUCUCAGAGCAUGUUUACGAGGAAAUCUGCGAUGCUCCUGCAGCAGUUUCAUCUCCUGCAGAUGGGGCUGAGGACAGAGAGUCUCUUCAACAGAGGAGGGCCGGCUUUCAGCUGUUGGAGGGCCCGGCAGGAGGUGGGGAUUACCAUCAGCAGGAGGCGGUGGGAUCCCGUCUGCGCCACUAUGACGAACGUUCAGAUGGCGAGUCAGACAGCCCAGAGAAGGAGGCAGAGUUUGCUCCAUACCCACGUGCCGACAGCUGUGACCAGGAGGAGGACAUUGACAGCAUCGUGGCUGAGGUCAAAGAAAGCCUAAGCUCUCAGAGUCUUCAUCGUGCUGCGGAAGACACCAUUGAUGAAGAAAAUGAGCUUCAGCGGGGAGGAGAAAUACCCCAGCCUGAGUUCCAAAUGGACUCUGAGAAGAACCACAAAGCUGCCAAUCCAGGGAAGCCAGCCAGGAAACAGGCUGUGAGUCCUUCAGAGGAGCUUGUAGCAGUGAAAAACAGUCAGGAGAAGAGGGAUGCCAUAUCCCUGGCCAUCAAGGACAUUAAGGAGGCCAUAGAGGAGGUGAAGACCAGAACAGUGAGAUCUCCAUACACACCUGAUGAGCCCAAGGAGCCCAUCUGGGUAAUGAGGCAGGACCUGAGCCCCACUGUUGAGUGUGACCUACAGCCAUCACUGGGGGCUGAUUCACCUGGCUCAGGCUCGCCCUCUCCUCCAGGAGCAGAGUCAUCCAGCAGACAUCUGCUGCAGGAAGACAGCUUUGAAUCUUCUCCCUCUAGUAAAGAGUCCAGGAGAAGCCUUGCGUCUUUCCCCACAUAUGUAGAAGUCCCAGGCCCAUGUGACCCAGAGGACCUGAUAGAUGGGAUCAUCUUUGCAGCCAACUACCUGGGCUCCACCCAGCUGCUGUCGGAUAAGACUCCAUCCAAGAACAUCCGCAUGAUGCAGGCACAGGAGGCUGUCAGCCGCAUCAAGACGGCCCAGAAAUUAGCCCAGAACAGGAAGAAGGCCCCUGAGGGUGAGCCUCAGCCCAUGACAGAGGUGGAUCUCUUCAUCUCCACCCAGAGAAUCAAAGUGCUCAAUGCUGACUCCCAGGAAACCAUGAUGGACCACCCACUGCGGACCAUCUCCUACAUUGCUGACAUUGGCAAUAUUGUGGUUCUGAUGGCCCGGCGCAGGAUGCCUCGACCCGACUCUCAGGAGAACGUGGAGGCAUCAGACCCAGGUCAAGACAGCAAGCGCCAAUACAAGAUGAUAUGCCACGUGUUUGAGUCUGAGGAUGCCCAGUUGAUUGCUCAGUCCAUUGGCCAGGCCUUCAGUGUGGCUUACCAGGAAUUCUUACGGGCCAAUGGCAUUAAUCCUGAGGACCUGAGCCAGAAGGAGUACAGUGACCUGCUCAACACUCAGGACAUGUAUAAUGAUGACCUCAUCCACUUCUCCAAGUCUGAGAACUGCAAAGACGUGUUCAUUGAGAAAGCAAAGGGGGAGAUUCUGGGUGUGGUCAUUGUGGAGAGUGGGUGGGGCUCCAUCCUGCCCACUGUCAUCAUUGCCAACAUGAUGCAUGCUGGGCCGGCUGAGAGGUCUGGCAGACUGAACAUAGGAGACCAGAUCAUGUCCAUUAAUGGGACCAGUCUGGUGGGACUGCCACUGUCCACCUGCCAGAGCAUCAUCAAGGGUCUGAAGAACCAGUCUGGGAUCAAGUUGAACAUUGUCAGAUGUCCCCCAGUGACCACUGUACUCAUCAGACGGCCAGACCUCCGCUACCAGCUGGGCUUCAGCGUCCAGAAUGGCAUUAUCUGUAGCCUUAUGCGUGGGGGCAUCGCUGAAAGGGGCGGGGUCAGAGUGGGUCACCGCAUAAUCGAAAUCAACAGUCAGAGCGUGGUGGCCACACCCCAUGAAAAAAUUGUCCACAUUCUGUCCAACGCUGUGGGAGAGAUCCACAUGAAGACGAUGCCUGCAGCCAUGUACCGCCUGCUGACUGCCCAGGAGCAGCCUGUUUACAUUUAACAAGACAAAGCCCUGACCUCACACACCCUUUAAACGUCCUGCAAUCACUUGUCACUUCCCAAGCCGACCCCCUCUGCCCAGCCCAGUGCUCAUCCUGUCCCCUUCUGUUCACUGUUGAUGGACGAGAGUGCGAUGUUAGUAGGAUUGUUCUGUUGCUCAGCCUUCAAGAGACAACAACGUAGAAACCCAUCUGUAGUCUUUAAAAGAUUUGUUUUCUUACUUAGGCUAAAUGUGCAAUUGGUGAAAGGAUGUUUACACCUUAAGCAUUUUCAGCGCCUUGUUGUGCCCCAGAAUCCUAAAAUCUUCUUCCUGGUUCACUGUUGAUGUUCUGAAACUCAACACAAUUUACACUUUAUAACUUGGGAGCAGAUAACUAUUCCUCUGUGUAUCUUUAAUGUUCACUUUAGGCAACUAAGACAGUUUGGUGACAGUUUUGCUCAUUGUUAAAUAUAGAAAUGAAAACUUAUCACCCAGUAGAAACCUGAUUUUUAAGGAGCGGUAACUGAACCCUGAUUGUAGACUUUAAGGCAAUCUGCACAUCCAACCCUAACCUUUACACAGUGACUGUACCUCCUGCCAUGCUGCUAUUUCACUGGCAGAACACUGCUUGUGUCUUGUUAUAGUUAUCAUUUAUUUCUGUUUUUUGGGCGUUUUACACUCAUGUUGUAGCUACAUUUCGUAGGACCAGGCCUACUUUCGCUUUCCCUCCUGUAAUCCACUCCAAAUACUGUACGUUGGUGUUCUUUGCACAACACAGAGCUCCCCACAGAGGGAGAACGUGAAUCUUGCUGACAAAUGAGUGUGCAAACACACACUCCCCCUCGUCACAUUCCACGUUUGCUGCAUUGUAGAAGAGUUGACGCUGCAGCUCCAUUUUGCACUCCUCAUUUCCAACAGGAAAGCUUUCCAAUUCAGCUGUAGUCAGUUGUUAUAGUAGUUGUAUUUCCAUCCCAUUUGUUUCAUAUGUGUAUCCUGUGUACAUGGCACCAGCAGUAGCUCCAGUCAGCAUGUAAUAACAGCCAUUAAACUAAUCCCUCUCUUACACCACAAACAGUUGUUCAUGAAGCUGACUCACAGGGAAAUCUGUUACACCACAGAGCAUGUUUGACAUAAUUUUAGAAUUUACAUUUACCAACAAACACCACCUGAACCCAGAUGCAUCCUUUAAUAAACCAUUAAAGUUACAGCAAAAUGAAUCUUUUAAUAUAUUUUCAGUGAUCACCAAAGACAUCCCAUCACCCUUUUACAUGUAGCAUCCUUUAAUAACCAAAUUUGUGAGUGAGUGACAAUUGUUGAAUUUUAUUAUGAGUUUAAUGUGACAUUUUUGGAAUUUUUAAUGUCCUUAUAAAUGUGAUGAAUGAUAAUAAUUCAUUUAAGAAAAAAUGGGAAGUUGGGAAUUUUACAUAAAUUGGAAAUACAUGAUCAGGAUUAUUAGAUUAUUUAGAGCUAUGAAGGUGAAAGCUAUAACCCAGCAGGCUACGGUGAAGUUUAGUUUUAACCCAACUGAAAUACAACAUGUGUUAUAUUCUGAGGUUACUGAAGUGUAGUCAGUCAGAGGGAAUACAUGUUGCUGACUGGGUGUAUUCCACUCUAACGCCACUCUGUCUUCAAAUCAUGUCCACCAAACAUUCGCUUUUCUGUUCCUGCAAUGCAAACUGUUCAACUCUCAUCAAAAGUGCAAUGGCUUUUUGUGUUUAUUUUGUCAACAACUUGAAACAUGAUUCUUUUAGUUUUUUCUUAUUUUAUUAUUUCAGGGUAAUUUGAUAUUUUUAUUGUGUGUUUAUACACAAAAUAUCACUGUACAGUAGCUUGUUUCAAACUUGAAUGGUGCUUAUAAGAGAUUGGUCCAGGGAUGACGUGUAUUUGUAAGCCAGCGCAGAAGUUAGCAUCACCUUGUUUCCUUGACUAAAAGCUCAUGGGUUUCUUUUCAAUUGGAUUGAAAUGCAGAAAAAAGGUCUUUCACAAGCAAAAGUUUGAUACUUGCACGUUUUGUUCAGCAAUAUAAUCUUUACAAAUGAACACUACUUUUAUGAUUUUUGAAGCAUAAAUGCAUUCCCUAGGAGUAAAAAGCCAACGUCAGGCUACAAACAAACUACACCCCCGUCACAUGACUUAAUAUCACCACCACAACAUGGCUGUAAAAACGUAUUUGCCGUGAUGGUGUUCUGUAGUCUCAUUUAGCCAGUUGUUAACAGCCACUUUACUAGGGAUGCACAAUAUUGGAUUUUUUACCAAUAUCCGAUAUGCCAAUAUAAAAAAAUUUAAUUGGCCAAUAAUUGAUACAGAUAUCGAUAAAUUCCCUUUUCCCCACCUAAUUUUAGUGAUCAUCAAGUCUCUUCUGUAGCGGAAUUAACAUAAUAUUAUGCAUGCAUGCUCUUAUAGUGAUGGCCCACCCACAGAUAGAGACAGUGGCAUAAGGAAGUCAUUGCGGGCCCCAGAGCAUGUUACUUUGACUUUUGAUUUUGUGUCUCAACUAGCUACCAUAUAUCGUAGCAUCUCAUCACAUCAAAUAAAGACUUAACAUUGGACAGCAACAACAUAUGUUUCACCCAUUAGUCAUCUUUGCAUCAUCUGUAUAUGACAAAAAUACCAAAGAAAUGAUUUAUUUAAUUGAAUAGUGUUUUUUUGUAGUUUAUGUAUAGUUUUUAUAGUUUGUGUAGAAUUAGCAUAUAAUUUUGCUAUAGACUGCCACUGAUUUGGCCGUCUUGGCCUUUUUGUGGGCAUAAAUGGCAAAUAGCACUAUUUUUAGUUUAACAGAACUUUACAGUUGUAUUUUUGAAGGUGCAGACUAACUCUCUAUGGGUGCCCCCCACCCCACGGGCCCCGGUGCAACCGCAACCGCACUGCUCACUCUCUAUAUUUAUGCCCCUGGAUGGAGACAUGAAAUACAAUUCUUUUCAAGUAGCAUGUUGGCAGAUUCCGACAGUUUAUUUUAAAGACCUUAUCAGUCCAAUAUGAUGACGUGCGGAUAUACAAUGAAUUUUAUGUGGUAGAACAAAAUGUGAAGGUCUCUUCAGCUUGUGUUAACCACAAACCUUAUUUCAGGCAUCUGGCCAAAAAUCCAUCUAAAAAAUCUGUUUCAAGACAAGGGAGCUGGGAGUGCUAAGAUGCUAACUUAAUUCCAGGUUUUUGGGCUCAUUCCUGCACCACCCUAUAAGACUCUACCCUUAAAUGACUGUACUGGUAUUUCAUAUUUUAUCCCUUUUACUAUUAAGUACUUCAGUAGUUUGCAUUUUUGCAGGCAACUUUCAUCUUCUAAAAAAUCAGCUUGCAAAAACUUGAAACUUGGGUUGGAAAAUCAUUCCCAGUGAGCACUGUUGUUGUCAAGGUUUCCAGUCUCUACAAGCUCAUUGGGAAAUCAGUGGCUGGCUCUAAAAACUAAAAACGGUUUUGCUGUGGAAAAUGAGCAACAGGCAUGUUAGAGAGCAAUGGGCUAAAACAUGAAAACACUGGCAUGGACUUUUCAAAAUGCUGGAUAUUUUUAUUAUCUGCUGGUUUGAAUUGAAGGUAUUUUAAACAGUUAAAGUGCUGGGAUCACAUGAGACAAACAUGAACUCAAAAACAGUAAAGUUUUUUCCUGCUUUGAUAUAAAACAUGUUAAAGCUGUUAAAGUGAAUGUUUUAAUGUGCACUUUUGACGAUGUAUGCUACAGCUAAGACAGAUGUAAGCACAUUUUAAACUGAUUUACUUUUAAUUGAAGUUGUCUACAUAGUUAUUCAUGUACCACUAGGUCAGUUGUGUAUACUGAGUAAGAUGCCACACUUACAAAUAGAAGGUUUAAAAAAAAAAAAAAAAAAAAAGGGGAAAAAAAUCAUUAAAUUUAACGUUGUUAAAUGUUGCCUUUCAAUCAACAAGCUGAUUGCCAUUGACUUCGUGUUCAUGUGGACCAGGUUCUGUAUCUGUAUUAUAAUCACAGUAUAUUUAGGCUCUAAGGAUUACAUGUCUGAUCUGAAGAUUUUAGAUGAUUUUUUUUUUUUUUUAAAGUUUAAUAUUGAAAUAAGUGGCUCAUGUGUUACUGCAGUCACAUAAAACUGUCUCCAAGCCCUUGCUCUCUUUGUAAAACAUAAGAGAGCUGAUUGGUUCAAUUCAACAAGGACAUAACUUGUAAGAAAAUAUCCGUUAAUUUCAUGUUUACUAAAGUAAGUGCAAAAAUAGAUUUGUGAAGCAAUUUUCUUUAUUUGUAAGAUGCAAAACAAACACAAAUCCUGUUUAAUUGAAGAAUCCUGUUUAAUUGAAAGUUCAAAUGGCUGGUGUAAAGUUUAAUUGUGAAACAGUGGAUACAUUUUUGAGCAUAACAGCCCCCACAAAAUGAAUCAUUGCACUAUUGGGAUUUGAUCCAUUCAGUCCCAUAACAUUUCAAAAGCCUAGAGGAGCAGCAUUUUAUCCCCAUUCAAAGUACUGCAUUUGCUCCAUGGGCCCCAUGAUGUGUAAGAGCUGGAUAUUUUUAUACCUGGAAAGUCAAACUUUUUUUGGCUUCAUGCACCACUGAGCAGCUGUCAAAGGAAUGAACUGGGCGCCCAGCCAACACUGUAUCCAGUUCUCUUUAUACAGCUAUGAUCCAGAAUGGCCCUAGACAGGGCCACUCAAAUUUUCGCAUCAGCCACUGUAGCUUUCCCGCACACUUGGCACACUGCAGAAGUUUCAGUUGGUUGCAGUCUGCAACCUCACCACUAGAUGGCAUGAAAUCCUACACACUAGCCAUUUUAGCUACUGUCAGUGUAAAAAAAAAAACUUAAGCAAGCUUAUUGGUUGAAUUCAAUAAGGACAUAGCUUGUAACAUGUAGAAAAUAUCAGAAAGUUUCAUGUUGACUGAAGUAAGUGCAAAAAAAGAUUUGUGAAGCAUUUAUUUUAUUUGUAAGAUGCAAAACAAAUGUGAAUCCUGUUUACUGUAAUUUAAGGCUCAAAUUGAUAAUUUCAAGUUUUUUUGUUAAACAGAACUAAUCCCAUGUAUUGUAAAUGUACACUGUCUUUUAAAAAUGUAGCACAUCAACAGAGCUGUUUUUUAUGUGUUUUGGACCAGUCAUCACCUACAACACAGAAAAACGUCAGUUAUUUCCCUCUCCUGUCUCCAGUUUUAAAUGGAUGAAGCAGUCACAGAUGGUGGAUGCACAUCACGUCUUAGUGAACUAGAUCAGUAUGAAUAGGAAUGGACUUUACACUUGACUUAAAGUGUGCACAUCUGUAAUGCUUUCUAGUUUUCCUUGCAGUACAACAGUCAAGUCGACAGGGAUUGCAUUGUAGUUGUGAUCAAGGUUAAAAGUGACAACUCUUUAGAAUUAAGAACUUUUUAAAGGCCUCUAAAUUUGGACUUUGUUUCAAUGUUUGUUUGUUUUUUAUUAUUAUUAAUCUGAGGAGACUGUCUCUUCCAAAGGACUACAACAUUUGAACCCAACACCAUCUCCUCUGCAUCUCUGAGAAUGUACCUGGCAACAACGCAACUUUCUUGACUCGACAAGCUUUUAGUUCCCUGUUGGACAUUGCCAACAGGACUUGUGUUCUCUUUUUUUUUUACAUUUCUCUGAGUUUAAGGCUAAAACAUGUAUCCCACUGUAUACCCCAACUUCAAAACCCACUGCUUAGUCCAUCUGUCUGACCUCAUCGAUGAAGCUCAUCUUGGCCUUACUACCACUACUGGACUUUUUAUGAUGUAAAAACUGAUACUGAAGAGGAAUAGCGGCAACGGCAGCCAUUUUUGGACUUUUACCAUGGGCUUCUCUGAGGCCACGUGAUUAUGCUGUACUGUUCUUACUUCUAGUGUGUGUGUGGUGUGUGAUUACAACCAAUGUACUCCAUGUUCAAACAAAAACCAGCUGGAUAUAUAAAGUACACAUAUAGAUGAAAUAUAUAGAAAACUAUGUAAAGAUAUAUACUUCUGUGUGUUUGGGUUGGCCUAUAGGAAAACUUCAGUCAAUAGAAAGCGAUGUUUUCAUUUGAAUGGAAUGUAGGAAACUGAUUGUGUGAAAUGACACUGAUGUACAGCUAGAGCACAAUAUAAUUUAAGGUGUGUGUGAUAUUUUCCCUCUAUGGUCUGUCAGGGAUUGUAGGCUAGCGUGACACAAUGAAGCUAACCACAGAACAAGCACUUGAAGCUGGUGGCAGGCAGCAGGAUUGGCUAAUGAGUAUUUAUAAGUGCACUCAUUUUGAAUGUAACUGAAACGUUAACUCUCAAUGUGUCUACAGAUUUAAAAAAAAAAAAAAAAAAGCAAACAAGAAAAAUACCAUUUCUGUAAA